ACAGUGAAAGUAGUGUCAGUGUCAGUGUCAGUUUCAUUCAAUCUCAUUCACAAUUCACAUUCAAUUCAGUUUGGUUUUGGGUGGUUUUUGGUUUUGCUUGUUUCUAUUUUUACCGUAGAAAAAAUGUCUUGUCCUAUCUAAUAAUGAGAUCGCUAAUUAUAUUUUACAGCAGAUGAAUUCUCUUCUCGAUAAUCUGUGGUUAUAUAAAAAGUAGUACAUUAAUUGUAAAUAGAGUAAUAAUAUUGUGGUAUCUAGAGUAAAGCAUUGGCCUUUCAAUGCUCAUAGCAAUAAUACUGAUGAAAUAAUGUUUCUGAUUUUUGUAAAUUCUGAUACCCCUUUUUUGUUUAAAUGGAAAUUAAACAUAAAGAGUCAGUGUUUGAAAAGAAAACGAUUCAGUUAGAAAAAUAUAUCCAGGAAAACUGUUUAUGCUGGGACUUAUUUGUUAAAAUGUGAAAAUUAAUUCAUUUAACUCGUUUUGGAUUUAAAAUGUGCAUUUAAACACUUAUUACAAUAGCUAUGGGGUGGAUGACGUGUUGCCAAUGCAAAUCCAAUGAGGCAAAAGUGAUAGAAUUGGAUUUUUCAAGAUGUGGAAUCUCAGAAAUACCAAAUGAAGUGUAUGCUAAUUCUCCAACACUAGAAGUAUUGCAUUUAGAAGGAAAUAAACUAAAGGAUUUAUCUCCACAGUUAUUUCAGUGCAUUGAUUUAAGGUACCUUAAUGUAAGUGAUAAUGAAAUCCGAGCCAUACCACCAUUAAUAUCAAAAUUGACCAAUCUACAAGUUUUAAUAUUUAGUAAAAAUGUUUUAGAUGGUGUUCACCCAAAUUUAGAUAAGUUAAGUAAACUGACUAUGUUGGACUUAAGUAUGAAUGAUCUAGGUAAAGUUCCAGAAGCUGUUAUGAGCCUUAUUAACCUUCAACAACUUUGUUUAAAUGAUACAGGCAUAGAUUUUGUUCCUGCUAAUAUCGGCCGAUUAUCAAAUUUAAGAGUGUUGGAAUUAAGAGAUAAUAAUAUAUCAGAAUUGCCAAAAUCCAUUAGACGUUUGACUAAUCUACAGCGACUAGAUGUUAGUGAUAAUAACUUAUCGAAUUUAACAGAACUAUGCGAAUCUCAUGGAAAUUUGACAGAAUUAUGGAUUAAUGGUAAUAAUAUAUCUGAACUCUCUGUAGCUAUAACACACUUAAAAAAGAUAAAUGAUUUUGAUGCUUCAUACAACAACUUGGAAUCAAUCCCAAAGGAAAUAGGGCAUUGGACAAAAAUCACAAAUUUAAUUUUAAGUUUUAAUAAUUUAAUUUCACUGCCAAAAGCUGUUGGAAAUCUGAGAAAUUUGCAAGUUCUUAAACUCGAGUCAAAUUUGUUAGAGGAACUGCCUAGCACUGUUUGUAAAUUAGUUAAUUUGGAAGAACUUAAUUUACAGAACAAUUCUUUGAUAUCAAUUCCUAGUGGCAUAGGUCAUUUACGAAAAUUGGCGACUCUGAUUUUGUCAGAUAAUAAAUUACAACAGUUACCAGCAGAAAUUGGAAGCUGUUGCGAAUUGUCAAUACUCAAUGUUCAUAAUAAUCAACUUGAAAGACUGCCAGAUGAGGUUGGUCAUCUCCAAAAUUUGACCACUCUCGGUUUGAUAGGAAACAAGCUCUCUUACCUUCCAAUCACAAUAUCGAAACUUAGAAAUCUUAAAGCGCUAUGGUUGACACCAAAUCAAACACAACCAUUGAUCCAUCUUCAAAAUGAACAAUUGUCUGAUGGGCAAGUAGUACUAACUUCCAUUGUAUUUCCACAAACUCCCCUUAGAGAACCACAUCCUGUACAGAUGUCAGUGGGGAAUCAGAAUUGUCACAUUACUUUCAGUACUGAGAGGAAUGAUUCUGAUGUAACAGAAGCCCAUUUGUCACUUAGUAGGACCCCCACUCCUCAUCAUAAAGAAUUAAAAAGGCUGAGGGAAAUUUUGAGGACCUCACAUAUUCCUGGAAAAAAACCACUAAAUAUAUCUGAAAUCAAAGAAGCCAAAGUUACGAAUAUUUCCGGUGAACUCGCAGUUUCCCAGAAUAGCCUAAAUGAUCAUGAUGUUACGGACAUACCUGAAAAUGUUUCAGAUAUAAUCCGUGAAAUUAGUAAAACUCCUCCGAAACAGCCACCUCCAUAUCAUAUAGCUGCUGUCUAUUCGAAGAACGCUCAUCUGUUUUCUCAAAAUCAAAAUAUGAGCCCUCCUAGUCCAUUGGACCAACCAAAACAGUUUAGUCAGCAGCAACCAUCUAAUAUUCAUAUGCCAACUCCAAAGUUGCCGAACCAUCGAAAUCACAUACCAGUUUUGCAAAUUGCCGAUACAAGCAAUGACCUUAAAGAUGUUAAUAUGAUGUGUGAAGAAGAUUUGAAUCAGUCGAAACAGAUGGUGAAGUGGCCUUUUGGAAAGCACAAGGUUUGUCAGGUUUUAGAAGUUGAGAUGCCUGAAUCAUUUUUACCCAAAGAUAUUCGUAUUGUAGGUCAGAGUAAUGGUUUGUUUAUAGAUCAUGUCAAUCCCCAAAGUCAAGUCUUCCAAAAAAUUUGCGUUGGCGAUAAAAUACUAGCCAUUGAUGAGAUAGAUUAUACUAUUAUAGAACCAGUAAUAGCCUAUCAAGAUGCAUGCCAAAGACUGAAUAAUUUAAAAAUUAUAACUGUCUCCAGAAAUCCACUACUCUAGUUACAAAAUAAAAUGUUAAGCCUUUUUUAUAUUCAUAUAUGUCAUAUACGAAUGCCCUUACCUAAUACUUACUCUUCAGCAUCUGAUAUUUGCACAAAUUCUUCUUUCUUAUUCACUAGAUGUUCUUUGCUCUCUAUAUAUAAUCUCAGUUAAUUAAUUUUUAUUGUUGGCAUUUUAUUACCAAUUCAUAUAGCCUAAGUUUUAUUUUGAUUCUUGGACAAUAUCGGUGUCAUUGUAGAGUUCUUUUAAUUCGAGGUUGGUUCUGAUCCUAUACUGGUUUGUGUUAAUGUCGUGAUGAGGUCCGAAAAUUUUUCUAAGUAUUUUUCGUUCAAAACGUCUGAGCUUUUCUUCGUUUGAUUUGGUCAUGGUCCACGUUUCGCAACCAUAUGUUAGUACAGGUCUGACGAUGGAUUUAUAGAUUUUGAUCUUGGAACUUCUUGUAAGAUUUUUUGAUUUUAUAAGCUUAUCCAGUGCGAAUAAACAGCGAUUUGCUGAUUGGAUUCUGUCUUUUAUUUCUUCAGUAACAUUGUUGUCAGCUGUCCUUUAUUCUUUUUGCUACCACUUUAUCUUGGAGCUACUCUACUUGGUAUUUUUCCAUUGUUUUCCUGGUUUUCCUUUUCUUGGUUCUUUUUGGAAUAUCUUGUAAGUUUGACUAUUGUCAAUAUAUCGUCACUGUUGACAUCUGCUCCUCUGUAGCUUCUACAAUCAGUCACGGAUCUGUUGUAUUUUCUUUCAUUAAGAACAUGAUCUUUUGGAAUCAUGUGUAGAAGAGCUUCUUAAAACCAUUAGGCUUUCAAGUGCACCGGGAGAAUUAAAUAGAAUUCUUAAAUUGACAAACACAACAUCCUAUCAAGAAUAAGUUCAUACAAUAUGUAGACAGUUCUAUCGAAGAAUCGAAGUUUCUCGAUAUCCGUACUCUCAUCUAGAGUUGAACCGCUCUGUGGCUCUUGGAGCUUCUCAGUCUUAGGGCGCGACCAUACUGCACGCUGGUUUCCGAAGUCAGCGCUGAGUCUUUGUGCAAAUAAUCCUUCGUAUUUAAACGGGCCUGUCCAAAGUGCACCUGCGCGCUGUUAUUAGGAUUAUUCAGACACGGACUCGGCUUUCUGACUCGGAAACCAGCGUGCACUAUGGACGCGCCCUAACGCUGUAAAAUAUAAUACAGUAUCUCCCAUGCCUUAUACAGGGUGUUUCAUUGGGAAACGGAAAUACGUUAACGGUGAAUAGAGGUCACUGAGCCGGUUCUAGAUAUACUACAUUUUUUGCCUUGCCGACUUUUAUAACGAAGUUACAGGGUGUUUUAUCGAUUUUGCCCAUUUCUUUCCUAAGCUAUAACUUUAGAACUACCCUGUAUAUUUUUUUGAUAUUUGGUACACGUAU
Diabrotica virgifera virgifera (western corn rootworm) is the source of this 4050-nucleotide messenger RNA. RefSeq names its product leucine-rich repeat-containing protein 1 (gene Lap1). Gene Ontology annotation, molecular function: protein binding. Gene Ontology annotation, cellular component: postsynaptic membrane; adherens junction; postsynaptic density. Gene Ontology annotation, biological process: neurotransmitter receptor transport postsynaptic membrane to endosome; neurotransmitter receptor transport, endosome to postsynaptic membrane. Lineage: Eukaryota; Metazoa; Arthropoda; Insecta; Coleoptera; Chrysomelidae. Bases 517 to 2673 code for a protein of 718 amino acids. The record is from RefSeq and is a predicted model, not a curated record. The transcript is spliced from 7 exons.